CUGCCCCGCCCGCCUUCCGACGGGGGUGCGGCUCCAGGAAACCGUUUGCUCGGCCGCUUGGCGUCUAGGGCAGCCCAACGCACCCUGGACGACUGGGAGGGCUCGGCCCAGUCAUCCGGCAGGUCUCAGCGGCGGCAUCAGGGAUCGUAACCUCCGCCGGGUCAGAGAACCGGGCACCUCUGCACGGACGCCAACGGGGUGGACAGGGAGAGAAACGUGGAUAGAAGUCCCCCAGGCCAUGCGGACCCCGGCCAGGCCAGUCGCCAGCCAGCGAGAGCUGCAGGCCUGAGAAGGAGACAGCGGGAGCGGCGGGGGCCAUGACCUCCGUGUGGAAACGCCUGCAGCGCGUGGGCAAGCGAGCCGCCAAGUUCCAGUUUGUGGCCUGUUACCACGAGCUGGUGUUGGAGUGCACCAAGAAAUGGCAGCCAGACAAGCUGGUGGUGGUAUGGACCCGGCGGAACAGACGCAUCUGCUCCAAGGCCCACAGCUGGCAGCCAGGCAUCCAGAACCCAUACCGGGGUACCGUGGUGUGGAUGGUGCCUGAGAACGUGGACAUCUCUGUGACCCUGUACAGAGACCCCCACGUGGACCAGUAUGAGGCCAAAGAGUGGACAUUUAUUAUCGAGAAUGAAUCCAAGGGGCAGCGGAAGGUGCUGGCCACAGCCGAGGUGGACCUAGCCCGCCAUGCAGGGCCUGUGCCAGCCCAGGUUCCGUUGCGGCUGCGGCUGAAGCCCAAGUCAGUAAAGGUGGUACAUGCUGAGCUGAGCCUCACCCUCUCAGGGGUGCUGCUGCGGGAGGGCCGAGCCACGGAUGACGACAUGCAGAGUCUGGCCAGCCUCAUGAGUGUGAAGCCGAGUGAUGUGGGAAACUUGGAGGACUUUGCUGAGAGUGACGAGGAUGAGGCCAAUGGUCCAGGGGCCCCUGAGGCCCGGGCUCGAGACCCUCAGCCAGCCCCACCCCCAGAACCCCCUCGGGAGCUGAAGCCACUUUGUGAGGAUGAUGAGGGCCAAGUACGGCCCCAGCAGGCAGCUGCCAGCCCCACUAAAACUGAGGAUUCCAGCCCAGCCCCUGUGAGUGCCCCUGUGCCCCCAGCCAGGGCCUCCCGGGGCCAGGGGUCAGAAUCAGCUACUAUAGGUGGGGGCCAAGUGGGGUCUGAGGCCCCCAGGCCCCCAGGAACCCCACCGGAGGCCAGGUCCUCGAGGCAGCCAAGCCAGGACAUGGCCCCCACCCCGGCCCCUCGGCUCCAGAAAGGCUCUGAUGCUCCUCAGCCCCUGGUCCUUCAAGAGGGGAACGAGGUCCCCAAUGCCAAUGCCUCAGAGGCUUCCCCAGCAGGAGUGGGUUCUUUGGGGGAAACCGAGGCCUGGACAAGCCCUCAGGAAGGGACAGAAGCCCAGGGAGCCAGGCCGGGCUUGGACAUUGAGGAUGUGGACUCCAAAGAUACUUUGGGAAAGCAGAGAUCCAAAGCUGAAGAGGGGACUCCUGGAGACAGGGCAAAGGCUGGUGGGGUAGACAGUGAGCAAGGGGUGGGAGUCAAAGAGAUGAGCACUAAGAGGUCAGGGCUCACAGCUGGAGAGACUAAAGAGAGUCCAGAACUUAGUGAUGAUGAAGCUGAGCAGAGACGUGUGGUGAGACACAAAGCUACUACAGGACCAGAGGCUGCAGGGCUUAUGCCUGAGGCAAGAUUCAGGGUGACUCCUGAGGCACCUCCAAGGGGCUCUCAGGGGAAGAUGGGGGUCAGGGUGCAGGAAGAAGCUCCCAUAGACCUGAGCUCAUCUCCAGCAGAGCCUGCAGGGCACUCUGGGUAUCUCAGUGAUCACAGCGGGGCCAGAGAUGCUGCAGGUCAGGACAGAAAAGAUGCAGAGAUGAGAGACAGAGCCCCUGGUGUUGGGAGGACAGACCUGGAGCAGGGCCCUUCUGCUGGAUCAGCAAGCCUCAGGCCCCAGGUGAGCAGGUUUCAGGGGGCCCCAUCAUCAGCUGACCAGGGGACAAGACCUAGGGAUUGGAAGAUCUGGGAGGCAGAAGCAGAAGAGUCAAGGGUCCUGGAAAUAGAGACUGAACAGGCAGAGUGGGAGGUAUUUGGUACCCAGAAGACAGAAGCGGGGGGAUCAGCGUUCUCCAAGAUAGAGACUAGGCCAGCAGACACUGAGAUAUUGGGGGCCCACGAGACGGAGACAGCAGAGUCAGAGGCUGCUAGGCCAGCAGAGUUGGAGGUACUGGGGCCCCAGGAGACAGGGCUUCCAGGGAUGCUGGGAAAAGAGGCUGGGAUAGCUGACUCUAAAGUAUUAGGGAUCCAGAAAAUAGAGGCUGAGGGUUCAGCAGUUCUGAGGACAAAGACUAAGGUAGUAGAGACUGAGAUAGUGGGGGCCCAGAAGAUAGAGGCAGGAGGUUCUGGGGUACCAGAGACAGAGGGUGGGGAGGCAGAGGGUGAAAUAUUGGAGACGCAGGAUAUAGCAGCCAAGGGGCCAGGGAUUCCAGGGAUAGAAGCUGAAGUGACAGAGUCUAAGAUUUUGGGGGCCCAGGAGACAGAGGUGGGGGUUCCAGUGAUGCCAGGGACAGAGGCUGGAAUAGCAGAGUCUGAGGUAUUGGAAAUCCAGAAAACAGAGGUUGGGGGUUCAGAAGUUCUGGGAACAAAGACUAGGAUAGUAGAGUCUGAGAUACUGGGAACCCAGAGGGUAUCUGAGGGCUCCACAUUACUGAAGGUAGAAGCUGAGAUAGUGGGGGCCCAAAAGACAGAGGCAGGAGGUUCUGGGGUACCAGAGACAGAGGGUGGGGAGGCAGAGGCUGAAAUAUUGGAGACACAGGAUAUAGCACCUGAAGGGUCAGGGGUUCCAGGGAUAGAAGCUCGGGUGGCAGAGUCUGAGAUACUGGGGAGCCACAAGACAAAGGUUAGGGUUUGGGGGAUCUCAGGGAUAGAGGUCAGAACAACAGAAACUGAGAAGUUCGGGACCCUGGAGACAGAGGUAGGAACUUCAGAGAUUUCAGUAAUGGAAACCAAGAUAGCAGAAACUGAGAUAUUGGAGACAGGGGGUUUAGGGGUUCCAGGAAUAGAACGUGAGAAAGAAGAGUUGGGGAGAUCAGAGGCCCAAGAGUCAGAGAUAAGAGGUUCAGGGGGUCUAAGGAUGGAGACCAGGACAGCACAAGCUGAGAUACUGAGGACCCAGGAGAUAGCAGCUAGGACUUCAGGGGUCUCAGGGCCAGAGCCUGAGGUAGUUCAGACCCAACAGACAGAAACUAUGAUUUCAGAGUCUGAGGAUGCAAAAGUUGAGACUCUAGGGGUCCAGGAGGCAGAGACUAGAGUUGGGAGAGCUCUCAAAUAUGAGGCUUUAAAGGUCCCGGUUACGAAGCAAAAAGCUUUAAGAUCCCAGGAAGUAGAGACAGAGGUUUCAGGAGUACAUGGAGCAGAGAUUAAAGUUUUGAGGUUCCUGGGAGAAGAAGACAGGGUUUUGGGAGUGCCAGAAGCCAAAUCUGGGGUUUGGGGGAUCCAGAAAGCAGAAAUGGCAGUUUUAGGGCCCACAGAGAAUAAAUCUGGUAUUUUUGAGGCCCAGAAAGCAGAGGCUGGGGUCUUGGGAACCGAGAAGGGGAAAGAAGCUGAGGGAGGCGUCCCAGAGGCCGGCCUGAUUGAGGCACAGGUGGCCAGUGGGGCAGGGGCUGGGGUGCCCAGGCCCUCAGGGGCCUCUUCCCCAGAGGAGCCUGAAGAGGACAGGAGGCUGCCGGGCAGCCAGGCACCACCUGCCCAGGUCAACUCCAGCCAGUCCCUACUGGAGUGGUGCCAGGAGAUCACCACUGGCUAUCGUGGUGUCCGAAUCACCAACUUCACCACAUCCUGGCGCAAUGGCCUGGCCUUCUGUGCCAUCCUGCACCGAUUCUAUCCUGACAAGAUUGACUACGCCUCCCUCGACCCACUCAACAUCAAGCAGAACAACAAGCAGGCCUUCGAUGGUUUCGCAGCCCUGGGAGUGUCACGGCUGCUGGAGCCCGCGGACAUGGUGCUGUUGUCGGUCCCCGACAAGCUCAUCGUCAUGACAUACCUGUGUCAGAUCCGCGCUUUCUGUACCGGGCAGGAGCUGCAGCUUGUGCAGCUGGAGGGCGGCGGUGGCACCGGCACGUACCGUGUGGGCAGUGCCACGCCAAGCCUGCCUGACAAGCUGGAUGCUGGCGACCUGGCGCAGCGGCUGCGUGAGCAUGGGCCGAGGUGCCCAAGUGUGGACCCCAUCACAGCCUCCGCGGGCUCGGACGCUGGCUGCGCUUCCAAGGACUUCGAGGCCAAGGUCGUAGGGGAAACGAGUCCCCCCCCAGAGUUCCCGGGUGAAGUCCCUGCAGCUCCAACACCGGUAGCCCCAGUUCCCCCAGCGGAGGGGCUGGUGAACGGGCCAGGAGCGACAGCAGGCGGGGGCGGUGUGAGACUGCGACGGUCCUCAGUCAAUGGGGAGGCUGGCCCGGUGCCACCACCCCGUGCGCAUGGCUCCUUCUCCCACGUGCGCGACGCCGACCUGCUGAAGAAGAGGCGCUCCAGGCUGCGCAACAGCAGCUCCCUCUCCGUGGACGAGCCGGACUCGGGAGCCACGGGAGUUGCUGGAGCUUCGGCCACGGAAGGCCUGAUUCCUGACCUCAGCCCUGCCCCUGGCCCACCCACAACCACAGCCCCACAGCAGCCUCCUGGUGGGAGUCCCCCAUUGGAAGAGCAACCCCCAAGUCCAGGGGAGGAGGCUAGAUUGCAACGGUUCCAGGACACAAGUCAGUACGUGUUCGCAGAGCUGCAGGCCCUGGAACAGGAGCAGAGGCAGAUAGAUGGGCGGGCGGCUGAGGUGGAGGUGCAGCUGAGGAGCCUCAUGCAGUCAGGUGCUAACCGGCUGCAGGAGGAGAUUCUGAUUCAGGAGUGGUUCACACUGGUCAACAAGAAGAACGCGCUCAUCCGGAGACAGGACCAGCUGCAGCUGCUCAUUGAGGAGCAGGAUUUGGAACGAAGGUUCGAGCUGCUGAGUCGUGAGCUUCGUGCCAUGCUGGCCAUCGAAGACUGGCAGAAAACAGCUACGCAGCAGCACCGAGAACAGCUACUGCUGGAGGAGCUGGUGUCACUGGUGAACCAGCGUGACCAGUUGGUCCGGAACCUGGACCAAAAGGAACGGAUUGCCCUGGAGGAAGAUGAGCGCCUGGAGCGCGGCCUGGAGCAGCGGCGUCGCAAGCUGAGCCGGCAGCUGAGCCGUCGGGAACGCUGUGUGCUGAGCUGAGCUGAGUUGAGCCUGCCUCACCUUCACCUGGCCCCCAGGCCCAGGCCAAAGCAUUGCCUGUUCCUGGUGCUCACUCACUGCUCCUCAGCCUGUGCUGCAGCGGACCUGGCCUCGGAGACACCCUCACUAGGCUGCCCGUAUUUAUUUGUCAGUAUGCGUGUGUGUGUGUGUGUGUGUGUGUGUGUGUGUGUGUGUGUGUGUUCUUGGUUCAAUGAGCAGGACCCUUCCCCAGUGGGUGGGCCUGGGCGACUGCCUGGGAAGAGGGACUCUAUGGGGAAAGGUGCCUGUGCUCUCCUCCCCUUCCUGUUCCUGGCCAGCAGUAAAGUUGGACAAGGAAACAGCA
Heterocephalus glaber (naked mole-rat) is the source of this 5571-nucleotide messenger RNA. RefSeq names its product EH domain binding protein 1 like 1 (gene Ehbp1l1). The record is from RefSeq and is a predicted model, not a curated record. Lineage: Eukaryota; Metazoa; Chordata; Mammalia; Rodentia; Bathyergidae. Gene Ontology annotation, molecular function: protein binding.